AUGUCAAAAACGGAGAGCAUCCCUCCUGUUGCUGACAUGAGAUAUGAAUCAUUCUUGGACAAAUCAAAGCAGGACAUAGAGUCUUCAGGGUUGGUGCUGGGAAGAUGGCGUCAUGAGCGCUCUAGUCGCUUGGGAGAGCCUCGACAUCUGCAACAGGGGGAUUCUUCUACAAAUCAGUAUAUGCAAGAGGAGGAGGGUGGGGAUCCCUCAGACAGGGGGCAGGGGUUGAGAAUUGGUUUGGGUCUGUUAACUCAAAGCUCGGACUCUUUUAAUCUUGGGCUGAUAAUUGAGGGGACGAUGCAACGUCACGAGUACAGAAAGACGAACAGAGGUGGUGAAGACAAUGAUGGUUGUCCGGGAGAGGAGAGAAUCCCGCCAACUCUUGAGCUGUGUUCUCUGACAUAUGGGGGAGGGGGAAAGAAGGCUCGAAGACAUCAAAUGUUAACAGUUGAUCUGCUGCAAGAGGCAUAA
Messenger RNA from Prunus armeniaca (apricot), 471 nucleotides. Lineage: Eukaryota; Viridiplantae; Streptophyta; Magnoliopsida; Rosales; Rosaceae. The record is from the annotation of a GenBank genome assembly.